This is a messenger RNA of Calliphora vicina (urban bluebottle blowfly), 1161 nucleotides long. RefSeq lists its product as uncharacterized. The coding region runs from base 286 to 1155 and encodes 289 amino acids. The record is from RefSeq and is a predicted model, not a curated record. NCBI's taxonomy places the organism in Eukaryota, Metazoa, Arthropoda, Insecta, Diptera, Calliphoridae. The transcript has a single exon.
AUUAUGUCGCUUUUAUUGUUUACUCAAAGUUUUUUUUGUUAAAUUUUGUGUAAAAUUUUUUUGAAAAAUCCUCUUUACUAUUUAAAAAAACCUGCGAAAACAAAGUGUUUUUUGGAUUUUGUCAAGUGUAAAGGAAAAGUUUUUUGUGAAACGCAGAAAAAGCGCGAAUAAUAAAGUGUGAAAAACUAGUGGAGGGUAAAAAAAAAAGUUGGCGAAAAAACAAAAACGAAAAAAAUAAACUAAAAAAGCUGCGAUUGAUACAACAUCGCAAAUCCACCACUACAGAUGUCCACUGGAGUGGGAGGUGGAGGGAGCAUAACGACAGAUCAUCAUAGCCGCUUGUAUUUCCUCAACUCACCCACGGCCCCACUGUCCGCACGCGACCCCUUCUUAAUCAAACCGGAAUACCUCAAUUAUGAUAAUCCCAUGCAUCACCUCUACCCAACUAAUCGGGGACUCAUAGACUAUAACAAUUAUACGGUAACAGCAGCGGCCGCAGCCGUAACAGCAGCAGCCGCCUCCUCCGCCUCAGCUGCAGCAGCCGCCAACAAUACUUCUGCCUCUUCAGCCGCCUCCACGUCCAACAAUAACGCUAAUAAUACUAACGCUGCCAACGCCGCCGUCGUUGCCGCCAAUUCAUCGGUUGUUGCCGCUGUAGCCCUAAAUUUAGAAAACACCUUUCACCAUCAGGUCCAGCACCAACAGCAACAACAACAACAGUCCGCCAGCAAUCCCAUCACAACAAACUCCCAUCCGUUGCAUCAGUCACUCAGCACCACCUCCUCGCAGUCUACACGCGCCCAAAAAGCCGCCCGACGCCGUAGUAACGAAUCCCCCGAGGCCCGCCAGCGAAGAUUGGAGCGCAACGCUGCAAGAAUGCGCGAAAAACGGGCCAAAGAAUCGGAAGCCGAGUAUCGUAUGCGGCUGGCGAAAAAUGCCGAAGCGAAUCGUGUACGCCGCCAGAACGAAAACGAAGUACAAAGAACCUUAAGACUGAUGAAAAAUGCGGCACGCCAGCGAUUGCGGCGUGCCAGUGAAACUGCAGAUGAACGUAAAAAACGUUUGGCCAAGGCAGCUGAGCGUAUGCGAAUAGCGCGUGCCAAACAACCCAAAAUACCUAAGCCACCGUUAGAGGAUCGUCUCAAGGGCUACUAAAAGAAA